Megalops cyprinoides (Indo-Pacific tarpon) is the source of this 1854-nucleotide messenger RNA. RefSeq names its product solute carrier family 17 member 7a (gene slc17a7a). Lineage: Eukaryota; Metazoa; Chordata; Actinopteri; Elopiformes; Megalopidae. Gene Ontology annotation, biological process: neurotransmitter loading into synaptic vesicle; regulation of synapse structure or activity; transmembrane transport. Bases 80 to 1834 code for a protein of 584 amino acids. Gene Ontology annotation, molecular function: L-glutamate transmembrane transporter activity; neurotransmitter transmembrane transporter activity. The transcript has 13 exons. Gene Ontology annotation, cellular component: synaptic vesicle membrane; excitatory synapse. The record is from RefSeq and is a predicted model, not a curated record.
AGAGAAAGAGAGAGGGGCAGCGCGCUCGAGCGGGAGUGCGCGCGGGACAGCAUAUCGGCCGGAUCUGGGAGUCGCGAGGAUGGAGAUCCGACCAGAUAGGUUUAAAGCGGCCGCGGGCAAGACUCUCGGGAAAAUACACAGGUUGUUGGAGAAGCGUCAGGCCAAUGGCGAGACCAUCGAGCUGUCCGCGGAGGGCCGGCCGGAGCUGGUGGAGGAGAAGGAGCUCCCCGUAGUGGACUGCACCUGCUUCGGCCUGCCACGCCGCUACAUCAUCGCCAUCCUCUCCGGCCUCGGCUUCUGCAUCUCCUUUGGCAUCCGCUGCAACCUGGGCGUGGCCAUCGUCAGCAUGGUCAACAACCACACCGUCUUCAAGGGGAACAGGGAGGUGAUAGAGGCGUCCCAGUUCACCUGGGAUCCAGAGACAGUCGGAAUGAUUCACGGCUCCUUCUUCUGGGGCUACAUUGUCACCCAAAUCCCCGGCGGAUUCAUCUGUCAGAAGUUCGCAGCCAACAGAGUGUUCGGCUUUGCGAUAGUGGCCACCUCCACCCUCAACAUGCUCAUCCCGGCAGCAGCGCGAGUCCACUACGGCUGCGUCAUGCUGGUCAGGAUAUGCCAGGGGCUUGUUGAGGGAGUGUCGUACCCAGCGUGCCAUGGGAUUUGGGCUAAAUGGGCCCCCCCUCUUGAGAGAAGCCGAUUGGCUACAACCGCCUUUUGUGGUUCCUAUGCAGGAGCUGUAGUAGCGAUGCCAUUAGCUGGGGUACUUGUCCAGUACUCAGGAUGGACUUCAGUUUUCUACGUCUACGGCAGUUUUGGGAUAUUCUGGUACCUCUUCUGGAUCCUGGUGUCCUACGAGAGCCCCGCUGCGCACCCCACCAUCACACCAGAGGAGCAGAAGUACAUAGAGGAUGCCAUUGGCGAGACGGCCGGCCUGAUGAACCCCCUGCAGAAAUUCAAGACACCCUGGAGACAGUUCUUCACCUCCAUGCCAGUUUACGCCAUCAUCGUGGCCAAUUUCUGCCGUAGCUGGACCUUCUACCUGCUCCUCAUUAGCCAGCCGGCGUACUUUGAGGAAGUGUUUGGGUUCGAAAUCAGCAAGGUGGGGCUGGUGUCGGCUCUGCCCCAUCUGGUGAUGACCAUCAUAGUGCCCAUCGGCGGGCAGCUUGCCGACUUCCUGCGAACACGCAAAAUCAUGACCACCACCAACGUCCGGAAGCUGAUGAACUGCGGAGGGUUUGGAAUGGAAGCUACCCUGUUGUUAGUGGUGGGUUUCUCUCACACUAAGGGUGUGGCCAUAUCGUUUUUGGUCCUCGCUGUCGGCUUCAGUGGGUUUGCCAUCUCAGGGUUCAAUGUGAACCACCUGGACAUCGCUCCCCGCUACGCCAGUAUUCUCAUGGGCAUCUCCAAUGGAGUGGGCACUCUGUCAGGCAUGGUGUGUCCGCUUAUAGUGGGCGCCAUGACCAAACACAAGACACGGGAGGAGUGGCAGUAUGUCUUUCUCAUAGCUUCCCUCGUUCAUUACGGAGGAGUUAUCUUCUAUGGUAUAUUCGCGUCCGGGGAGAAGCAGCCAUGGGCGGACGCGGAGGACACCAGCGAGGAGAAGUGCGGGAUCAUAAACGAGGACGAGCUGGCCGACGCCACAGAGGAGAUGUACCGCACCGGGGGAGGCGGGCAGUACGGGGCCAUGGGCCAGCCCAAUAUAGGCCCCAACGGGGGAGGGGGAGGGGGAGGAGGAGGAGGCUGGGCCACAGACUGGGACAAGACCGAGGAGUACGUGCAGCCCCCAGGAUACAAUAGCUAUCUGUACGGGGCAGAGGGAGACAGGGACCUGAUGUAAAAAGGGGGGGGGGGGGGGUA